AAGGUUAAAGGGCUGAGUGAGGGCUGAGCUUGAAAGUAAAUACUUGACAAAUUCGUUUAUAUAUAUUUAUAUAUAUAUCUGCCGUGUCUUUUCACGUUAGUAGAAUAUAAUUACAUCUUCAACUUAUUUUGUGUAUAAUAUUGUUGUGGUGAGCUAAUAUAAUAAUUUUGAUAUCUCAAAGUAGUGAAGAAUAGGCCUGCUUUGGCAUUAUGGCGGCCAAACUUGUGACAAACGAAGUCCAUUCAGAUGGAAGUAGGCCUACUGACGCAAAGGGACAGAAAGAAAGUGGAACGUAUGCUCAAGCUGUAGCAUGUAUAAAACUUAACGAAUCCAGGGAAAAGAAAAAUAACAUAGAAGAAAACAGCAAUUUGAUAGGUGAUAACAGAACCGUAAGUCUAGUAAAUGCAAAACCUGAAUCAAGGCCAAACAUUUCCAAAUUAAGCAAUGGGGACCACGUGGGACUAUCCAACAAUAUGGAGGCAGAUGUUACAAGUGAUAUGACAGUGUGUUGUGAAACUGAGACACGUAUAGAAACUUGUUCAAGUAAGGUUUUAGAAAUGGAUUCUAAUAAUAGUGAAAAGAAGGAAGAAAGUGAACUGUUAAUUAAGAAAAGAGAUGUCAUUGAUGCCCCACCUCCUAAAGUAAAUCCAUGGACUAUAAAUAGAAAUGCAGCUCGUGUCAUAAGUGGUAAGACAGGCUCCAUGGUGGACAAGGCUGUAGGAAUAACUCUUGGUCAGAAUGAACAUAAACAAAUUGAACAUGGAAAAUCUGAAGGUAACAGCAACCCACACAUCUCUAACUAUAUUCCUUUAAAGAACAAGAAAAAUAAGAGUAAUAAAUUUGAAGACAUGAGUGAUUGGCCCACACUAGGUGAAGUUCAUUUGAAUGAAGGACAGAAAAGACAAAUGAAUCAAGAUGGUCAGCUAAGCCAGUCUCUGCAGGACAAUGUACCAGACUCAGUUGGAUCUUUGGUUUCAUCCUCUCUUUCUAGUAAAAAGAAUGGACCAGUAAUACAAAGUUCUCAAGAUGAUGACGAUUCUGCUAAAGAAAAUCAUGAAGGUUCUGCUCCAGGAACUGAUUCUGCUAGUACUACACCAAAAGAUAAUAAACGAAAAAGUGGAUACAAGCAAAAGUGGGUACCUCUAGAUAUAGACCCUGGAAAACAAGAUAGAAGAAAAGCGGGAAAAAUUGCCCAUCAAAAAUCGCCUCGUUAUCGAAAGGGAGAUGAGAUGAGCAUUAACAGAGAUGAGAAAAGUAAAGAAAAAUUGGGAUCUUCUAAAGAAACAUCUUCAGGAAAAGGUUCUGAAGCAGGGAAAAAAGAUUCUCGCCAAAGUGGGGGACGUCAAGGUCGUAGCUAUCGAGGGGGACGUAGAGGAAGAGGACAGGGAAGAGCUUGGAGCAGUAGAAGCAGAGGUGCCACCCAAGAAGACGUGCCUUAUUUCAGUGUGGACACAAAUCCAACCACUUCAUUCAUGACGCCAUAUUUGGGAAAUUAUAUGUUUAAUAACACUUACAUGCAAGUUGAUGAAACUACACUGAAAGAUUACAUAAGAAAACAAGUCGAGUAUUACUUUAGUGAAGAAAAUCUUCAGAGAGAUUUUUUUUUGCGCCGAAAAAUGGAUCAACAGGGAUAUCUUCCAAUCAGCCUGAUAGCAAGUUUUCAUCGUGUUCAGGCUCUUACUCAGGAUGUAGCUCUUGUGACAAAGGCCUUGAAAGAUAGUGUUGAAGUUGAAAUUAAUGACGGAGUCAGAGUAAGGACAAAAACAAACCCAGAAAUGUGGCCAAUACCAGAUCCCAUUUCAUCAGAACUUCAUCCCAAUGUUCCAGCCUUUGUUCCUGGUCAACCUUAUCCUGUAUUGCCUGAUUGGGAUACUGGUGCAGAUGCUGACAGUGAGUCAGAACCAGAAUGUGACAACAGUGAGCACUCCAAUCCACCUCUCGUUGCAGAAAAUGGUAAAUGCCUAAACAUCAGUAAUGUUGAACAAGAGAAUGACAACACCGAUAAGCCAUGUCAAGAAGACAUACUAGGCAACUUUUCACGUCGACAAAAUCUUGCAUAUAAUAAUUUUGGAAUAUCAAUGGAUGAAGCCUGGAAGGAAGUAAACAGAGCAAGACCUCCACCAAAAUCCAAAGAGAAAAAAGAGGAGGUUCAUAAAGUUAUUGAAGAUAGGGAAGAAUUGGAGUUUCAAUUUGACGAAGAACUCGAUACUACCCCAAAUGGGAGACGUAACAUGUUUACUGACUGGUCUGAUGAUUCAGAUUAUGAAUUGGGAGAUCAUGAAAUCAAUAAGAUUAUUAUUGUAACACAAACACCGCCUCCUCGGAAACAUGAAGGUUAUGACAGGACUGGUGACUGGAUUACACGGGUGAAAAUGACUCAAGAUCUUGCCAAAAUAAUUAAUGAUGGAUUGUUUUACUAUGAAGAAGAUCUCUGGAGUCAGCCAGAGUUGGUGGAAAGACAGUAUAAAACAAUAGAAGUUAUAUCUCAGGAAGAAUUUCAGACAAUUGCACCACCAGCACCUGUCAUUGCGAACCAGUGUGUGCCUCCUCCACCCCCACCAUCAGUUGAUAUUGAUGAUGUGGGUCAUUAUCUCUCUCGAUCAGUUCCUGCUAAUGUUCCAGAAACUCCAAAAGAUAGAACUCGAUUUCCAGCCACACCUCGAAGUAGGAAAAACAACACAGUUGCUCCUCGUUUUUACCCCGUUGUGAAAGAAAAGAAACCGGUAGACCAACAGACUCCAAGAAAGCAGAAGACUAAGUAUAGUAGUAAUCCACCUGUGGAACAUCAUAUUGGCUGGGUAAUGGAUAGUAGAGAACACCAGCCACGGUCUCGAGCAAGCUCAUUAAGUGAAAAUAUUCCAACUGAAAUCUUAUCUGCAAGCUAUGGAAGUACACCUCACUCACUACCAGCCUUUGAACAUCCCAGUCAUUCAUUGUUGAAGGAAAAUGGAUUUACUCAGCAGGUUUACCACAAGUAUAGAAGUCGCUGUUUAAAAGAAAGAAAAAGGUUGGGACUUGGCCAAUCACAGGAAAUGAAUACCUUGUUCCGGUUCUGGUCCUUUUUUCUUCGAGAACAUUUUAACCGUAAAAUGUAUGAAGAAUUUAAGAGACUAGCAUUAGAAGAUGCUAAAGCUGGUUAUAGGUAUGGCUUGGAGUGUCUCUUUCGUUUUUUUAGCUAUGGUCUUGAAAAGCACUUUCGACAAGAUAUCUACCUUGAUUUUGAGAGAGAAACUAUCAGAGACAUGCAGAAUGGUCAACUUUAUGGCCUUGAAAAGUUCUGGGCUUUCAUUAAAUACUACAAGAACAGUAGCCAGUUAGAAGUCAAUCCUGUUCUCAAAACCAAGCUCCAAGGAUACAAGAGCAUCGAUGAUUUUAGAGUUGAUGCUGCUAUAAUUGACAAACAGGAAAGAGAAGCUGAAAGGCAAAGGAAAGAAUAUGCAUACCAAAACCAAGAACAUAAAAAUAUGGAAGAUAAUAUAAAAACUACUGGCAGAAAAAAAUAUCCAUCAGAAUCAUCAUGUGGAAAGAGACACCGUCAAGACAGCUUUUCUCUGACAGGAGAGAGGGGACAAAAGAAUACUACUUCAAGUGAAAGUGGUAGAAGCCAAAAUCAUAAAUCUCAAUGGCAGAGCUCUGUUGGACCCCACAAACACGCUUCUUCACGGAACAGAAAACUGAGUGGUGACAAUCACAAUAAACGUAAUCCACAUAAAAAACAGUCCAGAAAAACUUUUGAUAAUUCCAAUAGCAGUGAAUCAUUAGGAAAAGAUGUACAUGGUCAAUCUGAAAACAGCAAAACCCAUCUACCUGUGGAAGAAUUGGACAACAGUACACCACAAAGCACUGUGGAGAUGUCAGAAACUCCCUCUAUAGUCAUUCCCUCAAGUAUUCAGCACCCACUACAAUGUGGAACUAGAAAUAUGGACAAAAUGAAGACUGAAGCUUUGUCUCAAGGUCAGAUUGCUAAUCAAAAUGAUGACGACUCUAACAUUAACUAACCAGAAGUUCAAGAAAGAUAUGAUUUUUCUCCAGUAAUAGCAAGGUAAGAGAAGAGCCCAUGACUCUCUGAUGAUGAAUUUACAGAAUGUUUUCAACAAAAUUAUCAUCAUCUGAUGGCAAUUUAAUUGUUAUUGGUUUCUGGCAAGGUUGUGGUCAUCUACUGUCAGCUUCAAGUUGGUAUGCUUGUUUUUGCUUCUCGGGCAACUGUUGGUUAUUAAAAUAUUUGGUAUCGGUUCACAUUUCAGUGCAUGUAAUGGUAAGUAACCUGGUAAUUUUCAGUGGUUUUAUGUACCGACACUGAAAUUUGAAUCAAUUGGAUGUGUAUAUUUGGUAAAAAAAAAUUUCAUAAUGAGAUUAAAUAUUAGUUUCACAUCUUGUAUUGUAGAGAUAACUUUUGUUGUUGUUUUUUGUUCUUUUUUUUUAAUCCAAAAGUCAGCUUAUGCUUAUUAAUAAGUGAAUUUGUUUGUAUUACUGGGAACUUAAUCAUUGUUUGUUUUGCUCUUUAUACUAAAAGCAACAAGAUUCCAAACACUACAUAAACGUGACCCAAUAUUGCUCAAGCUUACCUAUUUUCAUGUACCUUAGAACAUAUUUUGAGUUGUUGUUGGGCUCUUCUUUCAAUAUUGACAGCAAGUUUUGUAUUUUGUAAUUUUAAUAUAAAACUUAAGUAAUAUGUAGAAUUUGUACAUAUAUGAAUGUAAUGAAAAUUUACAGAAUUAAUGACUUUUCCAGUAACUCCUCAAAAUUUUGGUAUUUGCUUGGACAUCCUUAAAGUCUUUACUGAAAGAGACCUGAUCUCAAAAGCGUUUGCAGUUGUUUUAUGUUGCUGGUUCUUAAAUAAUUGUGUAACAUGGUUUAUCUGAGUUAAUUGGGUGGUGUUAUACAAUUAUCAAGCAUUUGUAUCAGCUGAUAUGGAAUAACUAUCCAGAAAUGAGAAUAUUUUGAGCAUCAAACUAAACAGAUUUUAAAAUAAAUGAAUAUAUAUAUAUGGUCCUUAACUAAACAUCUAGCCAAGUUGUUUAGCGUGAUUCAGUUUUACUUUGUUUUAAAAGUUGUAGUGUAUUUGUUUUUAUAGUUUUCCUGUUUGAGUUUAUUUCUGCCAAGAAAUUGGUCAGAAAGAAAAGGAUAAAUCACUUCAAUUGUAGCACUAUUAAAUAAUGUUUUGAAAUGUUUAUCAAAAAUUGCCAACACUGUAAUGGACAUUAAUGUAGAAAUUAAGUACACUGAAUAUUUUCCUAAUCUGCAUUUAGAUAACACAAAAAUAACAGUAGAUAAUAGGAAACAGCCCUGUUUUGUUGAGCAUUAUCAAUAUGGCUAGAACUAUUUGAUUCUUUGAAGCAUUACAUUUUGGGUUAUAGUGGCUUUCUCUGUUAUAGUCCAGUCAAGAAUGUGGUUAGUUUACUAAGUUGUAGUAUAGCAGAUGGUUGAAGUCUAGUUGAUGAAUCAGUAAGAAGUUAUCAUAACCAUAAAUAUGAUCAUAUUCUGUGAUAACUGAGAAUAAAAGCUUCAAGAAGAUGUGCUUAUAAAUGCUAACAGCAAACUUCUCAGUGAUGAAACAACUUAUUAUUCUGCCAGUUGACAUGAAUCCAAAUACUGUUAAAUUUGUGGCUCAUAAUAUUUUACAUUAGUGGUUAAAUUCACAAAUAGAAAAGGAAUUAUUAUUUUUAAAUCUAAUUAUCUUCAAUCCUCUUAUGGAUAUAGCAGAUGUGGUGUGGUUUUUAUGUUAUUAUAUCCUCUUCUUUCACUUAGAGGUUCUUAUAAUGAUGCAGAUUUUUUUAUCUCUCAGGAUAGGCUUCCGGUUUCAAAUUUGCAAACAUCUAUAAAUAUAUAAAUACGUAUAAUUACAGAAGCAUGUAAUAUUAGGCUGAUAUAAUAUUGUUUUGAAGAAAAAUUGUUACCUGUGGCAACUCUUCCAAAGGUCUUUAUGCUUUUGUGUGUGUGUGUGUGUUCUGUAUUGUAGUUGCAAAUGAUAAAAUUACUAUUAAUCAAAUAAUAUAAAACUACAGUGUUUCAAGGAAUGUUUAAAUUAUUAAAGGCAUUUAUUGGAAGUAAAGGUUGACUUGUAACUUGUGCAGAUUAACAGGUUAUUUAGACUUUGUAAUUUUAAUUGUGAUGUAACUUUAUAUGCAUUAAGCCUUUUCAGUUUGAAAAAUCAACAUAGAGAGAAAACAUUUUAUCCUUAAACAAUGUGUUCUGGACUACACUCCACUUGUCUCUUCCUUGUUUCAAAAAUCUGUAAUGGCAACUUCUUUAAGUUUUAAAACAAUUAAACAUAAAUUGCACAAUUUGCUAAAUCUGUAUCUCCCCUUUAUACAUUUUUAUUUUGUCUGAUAUCUUGUUUUAUGUUGAUUCAUUAUAAUGACCUUUAGCAUGAUUAAUUAAAGUUAUAAGAACUGUUACUCAUCACAUUAGAUAUAUGAAUAUGACAGCUUAAAAUGCUGAAUAAAAAGUGCUUCAGUAACCCAUUUAGAUGUAUAUAUAUGGUGUGUUAGCCAUUAGUACAUAACUAUUUAAAAGUUAGUAAUUACACAGUUUUAUAAAAUCAGAAGAUUUUUUAAAAAUCCAAAAAAGAACUUUGUUGUUGAUGCCAAAUGUUGUGGUUGUUUUAAUUUUUUCAAGACCACAAAUCAACUUGAAACUAAUGUAUGUGUGCAAAAGAAUUACUGACUGCUACAAAGACAUGCCAGGUAUUCAGUAGUUGUGUCUGGUCCAUCAUCCAGUAUUUAAGUAGUUGGAUAGUCUGAAUAAUAAUACCAAUUUCUGGUAUCUGUCAGUAGCUUAUAACUGGACAGUUUAGGUUUGAUGUGAUUGCCUCUGACAUGUCAUAUUCUGAUAAAAUUGUGUCUUGAUCAUAUUGUUCAUCUAAUGGUGUCCAAUUCAUUUUGGAUGACAUACUGGUUUUUGCAUUUAAGCUGUGUGUAUAAAAAAAAAUAAAAAAAAUUUAAAACUGCUGUAGAGAUAAUUACGAGUGUAUUAGUGAAUGUGAAUAAUAUUGGCAAUAUUAAAAAGCUAUAAUUUUGCUGAAAAGUUUUAGUUGCUCAGCAGAUUGUAUGAUCUUUCUGCUUGUUUCUUUCCCAUAAAUCGAGCUUCUUGUGAUCCUCAGUGUUUAUUGUAACGUGUGAGCCUUUGUAGCGAAAGGUGAAAGGAAAUUAUUGUUUAGGGAUAAGAUAAUUAUGUGUUAGAAUGAUUAUGGAAGACAAGUUCAUCACUACUGUGUACAAUUUUUAUAGUAUUACUAUAAAGCUAAAUUAGUAGUUUUAUAUAAGUGCAUGCUAUUACAUGUCUCAUUUGUCCAUGUAUAACAGCAGAUUUAUCACUGAAUAUAUGUUUGUUAUAAACAUUCUUUAUAUGCAACUUAGUGAUUCUUCUCCCCAAAUAUUUCAUGAAUGAUAACAAAAAGUUGGAAAUGAAUUUUUGAACUCACUUGAAUGAUGGAAAUAUUUGCAAGUUUUUUUAUAAGCAAAAACAAACAAAAAAUGUGGUUACAUGUAAGUUGAUUCAUUCCAACAUCAAAAUUAAUAGAGCAUUUGCAUUUCUGUGAAAAUAAAGAAGACCUCGUGUUAUUCUAGAGUUUUGAAACCUAUGCGAGUCCUGUAUAAAACUAAAAUUUACACCAGUGAUGAAUCUUAAUUGUUUCCAUGACAUUCAGAUAUUUACAUUAUCUGUGUAAAAUGUUCUUCUGAUAUCUCUCAUGUGUGAGAGUUUGCAGUAAUCUUUCUUGAGUGUGACUGUUAAGUGUCAGUUCUAAGGAAAAAAAAAAUAUUUCUCUUGAGACAUUGUCCUUUUGACAGGUAUAUAUAUAUAUCCACACACAGUACUACUUCUCUUGUCUCAUUCAUAGAAUAUUCUGCAGUCCAUUAUACAGUCAGUAAAUUUAUAUCCUAUAAUAUGAUAAAAGUUGUUGAGAAAGUCAUGCAACUUUAAAGUAAAGAAAAAAACAUUGAAGCUGGGUUAACUACAUGCUUGUAAUUAUGAUGUACAUAGCUAUGAAAAGUGUUUCUUGCUCACCAAGUUUAAAUCUAAGGAUAAACUGUAAAUGUUUGAAGUGCCUAUUGCAAAGGACUUGAAACCUAGAAUGGUCAAGAGACUUUUUUUUUUUUAAUUUUAUUUCAGUAUGUGUGUAUUUCUGUCAGUAAAGGGAAUAUUUUUUCUGUAUGUUAAAGAUGUUGAUUUAAUGUUUAGGGAUGCUAUUUUUUACAUGUCCACAUUGAAAUUCUUCGAGGGUUUUUUUUGUAGGUAGGUGCUUUUUAUGAAUUAUGUAUGUUAAUAAAGUGCUCAUGAUUUAGUUGUCCUGAUUAAAUAGAAAAAAAAUCCUA
This is a messenger RNA of Limulus polyphemus (Atlantic horseshoe crab), 8315 nucleotides long. RefSeq names its product la-related protein 1B-like (gene larp). Gene Ontology annotation, cellular component: cytosol; cytoplasmic stress granule. NCBI's taxonomy places the organism in Eukaryota, Metazoa, Arthropoda, Merostomata, Xiphosura, Limulidae. Gene Ontology annotation, biological process: mRNA stabilization; positive regulation of translation. The record is from RefSeq and is a predicted model, not a curated record. Gene Ontology annotation, molecular function: RNA cap binding.